Guillardia theta CCMP2712 is the source of this 1647-nucleotide messenger RNA. RefSeq lists its product as hypothetical. The coding region runs from base 1 to 1647 and encodes 548 amino acids. NCBI's taxonomy places the organism in Eukaryota, Cryptophyceae, Pyrenomonadales, Geminigeraceae. Gene Ontology annotation, molecular function: calcium ion binding. The transcript is spliced from 3 exons. The record is from RefSeq and is a predicted model, not a curated record.
AUGGCGGCGGUUGUACGUGGGAGGAGGACGAGGGGGACAUGGGCAGGGCGAGGAGCGACGGGAGAGGAGCAAUGCUUCAUCCUCGACAAGGACGAUCUGAACCGAGAACGAGAGCAGGAGAAGAGACAAGGAGGAAAGCAUAGGAAGGAGGAGGUGGAGGAAUGGAACAACGCCAGGGACGCGUUGAAGAUGCAGGCGGGGAAGGGAGAGAGAUUCAUGGACGAGAAUCGAGGAAGGGGAGUCAGGGGGCGGACAGAGAGAGACCUGCUGAAGGCCGACCCCAACGCUCUCGUGCUCGCACUCCAUGGAACUCCGAGGGAGAGAGUGCGAGGAGGAGGGAGGGAGGUCAGAGACAUCGUUCGGCCCUUGCAAAUGGUGCCAUGGAGGAAAUCAACAGUUCAGGCGCACGUGCUGGAAGGAGCACAGCAGGAGGAGAGAAAUCUGUACAGGAGGAUUUCAGAGAGACUCUUCGCUCUACAUGCUCCUGGGAGGCUCGACAAAGACGUUAUGACGCUGCUCCGAGCCAUGGACGAGGAAGGGGAGGGGAGGGUGGACAGCAAACUGUUCGAGCGGGCUCUGGGCUCCAUCAACAUUUUUCUUGGCAAGGAAGAGAGGAGGAGACUGUUGCAGCGGCUCGACCUGAGAGAGGAUGGGACCAUCGACAUCCAGCUGUUCCAGCAAGUGUUCGAUGUCGACCAGAGAGUUGCAACAUCCGAGAUGGAGCCUGAAGUGAUCGGAAAGGACAAGGCCAGGGAGCAGGAAAGAGCGCAGCACAAGAAGAGGGAGAAGGAGGAGGAGGAGGAUGUGAAUGGAGCAUCGAACCCUGAGCUGGCAAGGGAGAGGUAUCUUAGGCGGCUCCUGCAGUCGCAGGGAGCUGGAGGAGGAGAAUUUCGCGUGAUACGCAAACUUGUCAGCCGGUUGGACGAGAUGAAGCUUGACCUCGAGCGAGUCCUCCGGCAGGAGCAGAGUUGCCGACCUGUCGCUAGGAUGCGGGCGCGAGAUAUGGAACUGAUGCUGCGGAGGUUGGGGAUCGGGAUGGAGCAGGAGGAGUACAAGAUGCUGGUGAGCGUCUUCGAUCAUGAUGCGAGUGGAACGGCAGACCUGCAGGAGAUGUUCCGGUCGCUGAGCCUGGAGGCGUGGAAGAGGAGGGAGGGGAAUGAGCCUUUGCUGGGAAGGACAGGGAGGCUGGAGGAGGCGGAUAAGAUGUACGAGAUGCAGCAGGUGCAGCGGCGGAUCCUGCAAGGGAAGGAGAACCACGUUUGGAUGCUGUUCAAGAAGAUCAAGAGGAGACUGGAAGAGCUCGAGCUCAAGGCAGAGAAGCUCGUAAUGAACAUGGACGUGAACAAGAACGGGGUGGUGGACUAUAGCGAGUUCAAGAGAGGGCUGAGGCAUGUUGGGGUAUACGUUGCCGAGGCUGAGAUGAGAUGUAUCUUCGACCUCCUUGACAGUGACAAGACAGGAGAGCUGGAUCUGUUCGAGAUGUGCUAUCUGUUUGAGAUCAAGGUUGCCAAUGCCCAGGCCUUUCACGACAUGAAGCAGAAGGUGAUGAGAAAGUCUCAACACAGGUCGAGCAAGACUCGUGACGAUUAUGAUGAUGAAGCUCCCCUCCCAAAUGUUGACAUCGGUGAAAUUCCUGUCUCUCCUUGA